Gossypium raimondii (Peruvian cotton) is the source of this 2626-nucleotide messenger RNA. Its product is annotated as receptor-like protein 9DC3. The record is from RefSeq and is a predicted model, not a curated record. The transcript has 6 exons. NCBI's taxonomy places the organism in Eukaryota, Viridiplantae, Streptophyta, Magnoliopsida, Malvales, Malvaceae. Bases 40 to 2094 code for a protein of 684 amino acids. Gene Ontology annotation, molecular function: protein binding.
AAAAAUUCCCUCUCACAAGUUGUAUUUCCACAGAACUUGAUGGGAAACACUGGGUUAAUUAUGGCUCUUAUGAUGGCGGUGCUGUUGCUUCAUUUUGUCGUUUCAUUCUCUACCAAAACAACUGAUAUCAACACAGAUCGGUCGACUCUUCUUGCACUGAAAGCCCAUGUUAGUGAUCCUCGAAAUUUUUUGACAACCAAUUGGUCUGUUGAUAUCUCGAUUUGUAAUUGGGUCGGUGUCACCUGUGAAUCUCGUAAUCAAAGAGUCAUAGCUCUCGAUCUUUUUAACAUGAGUCUCUCUGGCACCAUACCACCUGACAUGGGAAAUCUAUCUUUUCUUACUCGGCUCAAUAUCGGGUACAACAAUUUUCAAGAUCUAUUACCGGUCCAGUUGACUAAUUUGUAUCGAUUGAAAUUUAUCAGCAUGUCUGAUAACAAUUUCCACGGAGAAAUCUCAUCAUGGGUUGGUUACUUCCCUGAGCUUCAGUAUUUGUCUUUGAGCAAUAACAGUUUCACCGGUCCUAUCCCAUCUGAUAUGUGUGAUCGUCUACCCACACUGAAAGAGCUUUAUUUGUCUGACAACAAGCUUUCUGGGAAAAUUCCAAUAGGUUUAUUCAAGUGCAAAGGGAACUCGAUGCUUAGGACUCUAGAUCUCCGCCGCAACCAGAUCCAAGGUGUAAUCCCACAGCAAAUUAGUAAUCUAACAGGUCUGAAAGUUCUAUAUUUAUCCCAUAACUUUUUAACAGGACAUAUUCCAGUUACCUUGGGCAAUCUAAGAGAUCUAGAAUUGCUGGACCUAUCGGAAAAUGAUUUAAGUGGAACACUUUCAUCCUCGGAAAGGAGCUUCCUGUCAUCAUUAGCUAAUUGUAGUGGGUUGACAACCUUGGCAUUUGGAAGUAAUCCAUUAAUCAGUGGUUACCUUCCGCCUUCUAUAGCAAAUCUCUCGGUUUCUCUUCAAUAUUUCGAUGCUUCGAGUUGCAGCAUUAGUGGUAGCAUUCCAGGGGAAAUUGGUAACUGGAAUGUUGCUACAUAUCUGGAUUUUUCUGGAAAUCAUUUUUCAGGUGCAAUCUCAGACAGAGUUUGUAAGCGGAAUAAUGAUUUGAGAUAUCUUGCCGUUAAUGACAACCAAUUGGAAGGAACAUUACCGUUGUCUUUAACUAAUUGCAGUGAAAUAGUAUUUUUGAAUGUUGCAGACAACAAUCUAAGCGAUACAUUUCCUCAUUGGUUAGGUAUUCUUCCACAGCUUCGAGUUCUUAUUUUGAGAUCUAAUAGAUUUCACGGUUCCAUUCAAAGUUACAUAGCCACAUCUUCUUUCUCCAAAUUGCAAAUUAUUGAUCUCUCUCAUAAUGACUUCACUGGCCUAUUGCCAACCAAUUUCUUCCAAAAUCUCAUGGCUAUGAAAGAAGCUGAAUACGUAGACAAUGGUAAUUGGUACUCCCUUGUUGUUAAUUUAACUAUUAAAGGCUUGGAGCUAGAGUUUACGCUAAAAGUACGUAUGCCCUUAUUAACAUGCAUAGAUUUGUCGAUGAAUGGAUUCCAUGGAGAAAUUCCUAAGGUAGUUGGAGAGCUUAGAUUGCUUCAAGCACUCAAUCUCUCUCAUAACAGCCUGACUGGUCCUAUCCCACCGUCAUUUGGGACUUUGGCAGCACUUGAAUCAAUAGAUCUCUCAUUUAACAGGCUGAGUGGCAGAAUCCCUUCCCAAUUGACAAAUUUGACAUUUCUUCAAGUGUUAAGGUUUUGGAACAAUAAUCUUGUGGGGCCCAUUCCCCAUGGGAAGCAAUUUGAUACAUUUGAAAACGACUCUUAUCGAGGAAACUUGGGUUUGUGUGGAUUCCCAUUAUCAAAAGAAUGUAACAAUGAUGAAAUAGCAGAACCAGCACAAGAUGAGGAAGAUAAUGGUAAUGGUAAUGGAAAUGGAAAUGGAAUAGCUUUUAUUUGGAAAGUUGCAAUGAUGGGGUAUGGAUCUGGAAUGGUAUUAGGAAUUAGCAUAGGAUACAUUGUAUUCACGACAGGAAGACCGCGGUGGCUUGUAAGAAAGAUUGAGAGAGAUUUGCAAAACAAAGUUUCAAGCUGGUUUGGGAAGAAAAGUAAGUAGUCCUGCAAAUCCAUCUUUAUAUGAAUGAGUCCGAGAAAAGAUGAAGUUCCUCAGCUUGUACAAGAGCAAGGUGUAUGUAUGUAAUGCAUCCAUAGCAGCUUCUCUCCAUGGAAUGCAAUCAGUUCUGUACCGGUAGAUGUAUUGUUCCGUAUUCAUGGGUGUUUGUGGCUUGUAAGAAUGGUUGAGAGAGAUAUGCAAAACAAAGUUUGAAGCUGGUUUGGGAAGAAAAGAAAGGAGUCCUGCAAAUCCAUCUUCAUUAUGUAACUUCCGAGAUGAGUCUAAGAAAAGAUGAAGUUCCACAACCUUUAUAAGAGCGAGCUGACAUGUAUGUUCUGCAUCCAUAGCUGCUUCUCUUCAUGGAAUGUUCUGGCUGGUAGCUUGCUCCAGUUUUUCAAAAUUUUUCCAAAGUUUUUCAGCUUUCAUGGUCUGGAAUUUUGACAAUUUGUCAAAAAGUUUGUUUUAAAGUGUAGAAAUAAAUUGCAACACCCCCUAUAAGCAGUUCUCUGUUUUGGAUUGGUGUUUGUUUGCAAAA